Molecule: messenger RNA, 9520 nt
Organism: Homo sapiens (human)
Lineage: Eukaryota; Metazoa; Chordata; Mammalia; Primates; Hominidae
Gene: TTF2
Product: transcription termination factor 2
Exons: 24
Coding region: 22-3591 (1189 amino acids)
Biological process (GO): DNA-templated transcription termination
Cellular component (GO): nucleus; cytoplasm
Molecular function (GO): ATP-dependent activity, acting on DNA; ATP hydrolysis activity; zinc ion binding
Source: RefSeq, a predicted model, not a curated record
GAACUUGGGGGACCCAGCGAAAUGGAAGAAGUUAGGUGUCCAGAGCACGGGACUUUCUGCUUUCUUAAGACCGGCGUCCGCGAUGGCCCGAAUAAAGGAAAGAGCUUCUACGUGUGCCGGGCAGACACGUGCAGCUUCGUGCGGGCCACCGACAUUCCUGUUUCCCAUUGCUUAUUGCAUGAGGACUUUGUGGUAGAGCUUCAGGGUUUGCUUCUGCCACAGGACAAGAAAGAAUACAGAUUGUUCUUCCGAUGCAUUAGAAGUAAGGCAGAGGGGAAACGCUGGUGUGGAAGUAUUCCAUGGCAGGAUCCUGAUUCCAAAGAACAUUCUGUAUCCAAUAAGUCUCAGCAUGCAUCUGAGACAUUUCAUCAUUCUUCCAACUGGCUGAGAAAUCCAUUCAAGGUACUUGACAAGAAUCAAGAACCAGCUCUCUGGAAACAGCUCAUCAAAGGUGAAGGUGAGGAAAAGAAGGCUGAUAAGAAGCAAAGAGAAAAGGGAGAUCAGCUUUUCGAUCAAAAGAAAGAACAGAAGCCUGAAAUGAUGGAGAAAGACCUCUCAUCUGGCCUGGUACCAAAGAAAAAACAAUCUGUAGUUCAAGAGAAGAAGCAAGAAGAGGGAGCAGAGAUUCAGUGUGAGGCAGAGACUGGAGGCACACACAAAAGAGACUUUUCUGAAAUUAAAUCUCAACAGUGCCAAGGUAAUGAGCUUACAAGACCAUCUGCAUCUUCUCAGGAGAAAUCAAGUGGUAAGAGUCAAGAUGUCCAAAGAGAAUCAGAACCUCUGAGAGAAAAGGUUACCCAGCUUUUGCCUCAAAAUGUUCACAGUCACAACUCAAUAAGCAAGCCCCAGAAAGGGGGACCCCUCAACAAGGAGUACACGAACUGGGAGGCUAAAGAAACAAAGGCAAAGGAUGGCCCUAGCAUACAGGCCACCCAGAAAAGCCUGCCUCAGGGGCAUUUCCAAGAGCGGCCGGAGACCCACAGUGUGCCUGCUCCUGGAGGACCAGCGGCUCAGGCUGCACCAGCAGCACCAGGGCUUUCCCUGGGUGAGGGCCGUGAAGCUGCCACAAGCAGUGACGACGAGGAGGAAGAUGAUGUUGUUUUUGUUUCCUCUAAGCCUGGGAGCCCCCUACUCUUUGACUCGACUCUGGACUUAGAGACGAAGGAAAACCUCCAAUUCCCUGAUCGAAGUGUGCAAAGAAAGGUGUCUCCUGCCUCAGGUGUUUCCAAGAAGGUAGAACCCUCAGACCCAGUAGCCCGGCGUGUCUACCUUACAACACAACUGAAACAAAAGAAGAGCACACUGGCAUCAGUGAACAUCCAGGCUCUUCCAGACAAGGGUCAGAAGUUGAUCAAACAAAUCCAGGAGCUGGAGGAAGUACUCAGUGGUCUUACCCUUUCCCCAGAGCAAGGAACUAAUGAGAAGAGUAACAGUCAAGUACCACAGCAGAGUCACUUCACCAAAACUACCACUGGCCCUCCCCACCUGGUGCCUCCCCAACCCCUUCCUCGUCGUGGUACCCAACCUGUGGGUUCUCUAGAACUAAAGUCUGCCUGCCAGGUGACUGCUGGAGGAUCCAGUCAGUGCUAUCGAGGUAACACCUAUUUGUAUGCAGGCCAUACAAACCAAGAUCACGUUCAUGCAGUGUGGAAAAUCACAAGUGAAGCCAUCGGUCAACUGCAUCGCUCACUUGAGUCAUGUCCUGGUGAGACGGUUGUGGCAGAAGAUCCCGCCGGGCUGAAGGUCCCUUUGCUACUACACCAGAAGCAGGCAUUGGCUUGGUUACUAUGGCGAGAAAGUCAGAAGCCACAAGGAGGAAUUCUGGAUGAUAUGGGCUUAGGAAAAACCCUGACAAUGAUUGCGCUCAUCCUGACCCAGAAGAAUCAAGAGAAAAAGGAAGAAAAGGAGAAAAGCACAGCUUUGACGUGGCUCUCCAAAGAUGACUCUUGUGACUUUACUUCCCAUGGAACACUAAUCAUCUGUCCUGCCUCCCUGAUCCAUCAUUGGAAAAAUGAGGUGGAGAAACGGGUGAACAGCAACAAACUAAGAGUCUAUCUCUACCAUGGGCCAAACCGGGAUUCACGUGCCAGAGUCCUCUCUACAUAUGACAUCGUGAUCACUACCUAUAGCCUCGUGGCCAAGGAGAUUCCCACAAACAAGCAAGAGGCAGAGAUCCCAGGUGCAAACCUCAAUGUGGAGACGUUGAGUAUCCACUAUGGGUCAGGUGCUGUUUCGUCAAGAGCAGCCAGAUUCCCACUUCAGGGCACCUCAACACCUUUGCUUCGAAUAGCCUGGGCUCGAAUCAUAUUGGAUGAAGCUCACAAUGUUAAGAAUCCCCGAGUGCAGACUUCCAUAGCUGUGUGUAAGCUACAAGCCUGUGCCCGUUGGGCUGUCACUGGAACCCCCAUUCAAAACAACUUAUUGGAUAUGUAUUCGCUGCUGAAGUUUCUCCGUUGCUCUCCAUUUGAUGAGUUCAAUCUGUGGAGGAGUCAGGUUGACAAUGGCUCAAAGAAAGGAGGAGAACGGUUAAGUAUUUUAACCAAGAGCCUUUUGCUGAGGAGAACAAAAGACCAGCUGGACUCUACUGGCAGACCUUUGGUGAUACUGCCCCAGCGUAAAUUUCAGUUGCACCAUUUAAAGCUUUCUGAAGAUGAAGAGACUGUUUACAAUGUGUUUUUUGCAAGAUCAAGGUCAGCUCUGCAAUCCUAUCUAAAAAGACAUGAAAGUAGAGGCAACCAAUCUGGAAGAAGCCCUAAUAAUCCAUUCAGUAGAGUGGCACUGGAGUUUGGGUCUGAGGAGCCUAGACACUCGGAGGCAGCAGACUCACCGAGAUCCAGCACCGUCCACAUACUGUCCCAGUUGCUGAGACUCCGCCAGUGUUGCUGUCAUCUUUCUUUACUGAAGUCGGCCCUGGAUCCAAUGGAACUGAAGGGUGAAGGUCUUGUCCUUUCCCUGGAAGAACAGCUCAGUGCUUUGACCUUGUCAGAACUCCGUGACUCAGAGCCAUCUUCCACUGUUUCCCUUAACGGCACCUUCUUCAAGAUGGAGCUUUUUGAAGGCAUGCGAGAGAGCACCAAGAUUUCAUCUCUGUUGGCAGAAUUGGAGGCAAUUCAAAGAAAUUCAGCAUCCCAAAAGAGUGUCAUUGUCUCUCAGUGGACCAACAUGCUGAAAGUUGUAGCAUUGCACCUGAAGAAGCAUGGACUGACUUAUGCCACCAUCGAUGGCUCUGUCAAUCCCAAGCAGAGAAUGGACUUGGUAGAGGCAUUUAACCACUCCAGAGGCCCUCAGGUAAUGCUAAUCUCUCUCUUGGCCGGAGGUGUUGGUCUAAACCUGACUGGAGGAAAUCACCUCUUUCUUUUGGACAUGCACUGGAAUCCAUCACUUGAAGAUCAAGCUUGUGACCGAAUUUACCGAGUAGGGCAGCAGAAAGAUGUUGUCAUACACAGAUUUGUUUGUGAGGGAACAGUAGAAGAAAAGAUCUUACAGCUCCAAGAAAAAAAGAAAGAUUUGGCCAAACAAGUUCUAUCAGGGUCUGGAGAAUCUGUCACCAAGCUCACCUUGGCUGACCUCAGAGUCCUUUUUGGCAUCUAACCUCCUGUGGAUAAGGGCUCAGAAUAGCACCAUUGCUGGUUUGUAUUAGGAUCUGGGAAUAACAACCUAACCAUGAGCCUUGAACUCUGUUCUUUGCAUUUCAAUUUCACCGUCAAGCCUUUCACCUUCCUCAAAAUGAGGCAUAAUCUUAUCCCCAGAAUUGAGGAGGGGUUGUGUUAACCAAUUAGUUAACCAAUUAUGUUAAUAAUUUAUUUAAUGAGUGGUAUGGAAACCAAUUGAUUUUUUUAGAUAAAAGAAUAUGUUUUAGAGUUGGAUGAUUUUGGAAAACAACUCUGGCAGAAUUGUAUAUAAGCUUCAGUAAAGUUCAAAAAGCGGGCCAGGUGUGGUGGCUCAUGCCUGUAAUCCCGACACUUUGGGAGGCCAAGGCAGGAGGAUGGCUUGAAGCCAGUAGUUCAAGACCAGCCUGGGCAACAUAGUAAGACCCCAUCUCUAUGAAGAAUAAAAAAAUGAGCUAGGCGUGGUAGUGCACACCUGUAGUCCUAGCUACUUGGGAGGCUGAGGCAGGAGGAUCCCUUGAGUCCAGGAGGUUGAGGCUGCAGUGAGCUGUGAUUGUGCCACUGUUUUCCAGCCUGGGCAAUACAGUGAGACCCUGUCUCAAAAAAAGGAAAAAAAAGCUCAAAAAGUUCUGUGUUGCCUUUCUCUUCUUAGCUGAUGAUGGGAGAACCAGUUACUACCUUCUCUAACACAGGCUCCAUCCUAUCUCUUCAUCUCUUCUUGCCAGUGAUGUUGCACCUGUAACCAUCUUUUUAUGGGUGGAGCAGAGAGUCAAUCCCUGCAGCCACCCUGCAGCCAGCCAUCUCUGCAGUUCUCUCAGUGCAGGCAGUUCUUCCUCUCAGGCUGAAGAUCAAGGAGAUGCUUUGUACAUGAACAGAUGCUGAGUAUCUGUUAUCAUUGUAUUGUUUAGUGUCAGUGUAUCAUUUAGUAUUUGUAUCACUGUACCAUUUAGUGUUGUAUAUCACUCAGUCAUUUAAUAUUGGUUAUCACCAUACAGUUUAAUAUUUGUAUCAUUUGGUUCAUUGUAUCGUUUAGUAUUUCUAUUAUAACAUUUCUAUUUGUAGUAUUUGUAUAAUAUUUGUGUCAUUUUUAAUAGUAUUUGUAUUUUUACAAAUUUGCAGUAUUUGUAGCAUUUAGUAUCAUUGUUUCAUUUAGUAUUUGGUACAAUCUAAUAAAUACUAAUCCAGUCCAAUACUAAUCCAAUCCAAUACUAAUAAUACUAUUGGUACAAUCCAAUACUAAUAAUACUAUUGGUACAAUCCAAUACUAAUAAUACUAACAGUAGUAUUGAUACAAUCUAAUAAAUAAUGUGUUUGACAGUGUAGCAGAAAUAAUGCUAUGUGUUCACCAAACCCACUUCCUUUUCCUCCCGGGCACCCAGAGAGACUGUAUUUCCCAGUUUUUGCUGCAGUUUGACGGGGUCCAUAUCAAUGGACUGUGGAGAGAAGCGAUUGAUGUAAGUCACUUCUAGGUGGCCCUCUACCACUUUCCAAAAGAUCAUUCAUGCUGUUUCUUCCCUCCUCAGCCUAUGGGAUGCAAAGGAACUGAUGGAAGAUUACAAGGCCCUAGGGAAGGUGAAGCCACUAGCUCAGCAGUUCUUAGCCUAGUUUUUGGCCAUCAGCCCUUCUAUUAGACUAGUGAAGCCUCAGUCCCAGGAUGGCUCCCCAUGUACACUUCCCUCCUCGCCCCAGCUCACCUACACUGGACUAUGACAUGAUCAAGGAAUCUUUUUUUUUAAGCUACUGAGAUUUCUGUGUUGUUUACAUAGCAGUUUGUACCCUAAACAAACACUUGAGAUUUUAUACUUCAGGAAACUAUUCAGAUUUCCUUCUCAUUAGCAAUUGUUCCAAAAACACUUACUCUGCUAAUUUCUGCUAGAAAGAAUCACAGUUCUUCUAACACAGAAACAUUUCUGUCCCUUGAGUUGGGAAACAAGACCCUAUGUUAACCCAGUCAGAGUGUGGACUGAGGCAUUCGGAGCCUAUUUAAGCAGAAGUUUUCUAUAAGGACAAGAUUUAAAGGCUUACAAAGGUAAAGACAAUGGCCUGGUGGGAAGAAUUCUAGUCUAGAACGUUUGAGAUUUGACUCUAGUUCUAGGUUCAUCUUAGCUGGGUGUGUAACGUUGAAAAAAUUGGCCGGGUGCAGUGGCUCAGGCCUGUCAUCCCAGCACUUUGGGAGGCCGAGGCAGACGGAUCACGAGGUCAAGAGAUCAAGACCAUCUUGGCCAACAUGGUGAAACCCCGUCUCUACUAAAAAUACAAAAAUUAGCUGAGCGUGGUGGCGUGCGCCUGUAGUCCCAGCUACUGGGGAGGAUAAGGCAGGAGAAUCGCUUGAACCUGGGAGGUGGAGGUUGCAGUGAGCUGAGAUCGCGCCAUUGCACUCCAGCCUGGUGACAGAGCGAGACUCCGUCUCAAAAAAAAAAAAAAAAAAAAAGAGAGAGAAAAAAAUCCUUACUUUCUCUACACUCUGAUUUCCUCAUUUGUAAGGUGGGCAGUUUUCAGAACUUAGCAGCAAUAAGGUUUCUGAUAAAAUCAAGAAGCAAAGGAAGUAACAUUGCCUUUUUGAAGUUUUGCUAUAAGAUUGACAUACCAAGGUAAAGAUUGAGUCACCUGAGAAGCAGUGGCUCCCAGGCCAGCAAGAAUGUACAAACCUGGCUCUGCCAUUUGCUGAUUGAUAUUAGGCAAGUUGCAGAUUCCUUGGACAUCUCAAUCCUUUCAUCUGUAAAAUGUGUGGAUUAGCAUGUAUCUCAUGCUCCACUGGGAAUUUCAUAGCAAAUAUAUAUACUACAACAUGGUUGACCAGAUAGAUCAGUAAUGUCAACUAGAAGGUAUUAGAUGAACAUUGUCAGUCUCCAAUCAAGCAUUGUUUAGGGGAGAGGAAUUCUUUCAGGUUCAAGCAUUCUGGCUUUUAGUUUGGAGAGGGAUGCAGGGAUUGUAACUUAAAAUCUUCAGAUAUUGAGGCCAUUGACAAGUAAUCUACUGUAAGGUAGAUGCCUCCUGGUAUUUUAAAACAGCUUUUCUAAUUUCUCAUGUUAUUGUACAUAAGCAAAGCAACCUAGUUAUGUCUUGGGUAGGUGUUCUUAUAGCCGUGAGAUGCUACUGACUUGAGGUGGAUGCAGAAAAAAAUGGAACCACUGCCUUAAUGGGAUGGAAUAUACUAAACAUGCAUUCUUAAAUCCUAGUGCUGGGAUGGAUUACAUGAAUUACAUUGUGGAGCUGCAUAUGUGUCUCCCCUCUUCCCUCCCUGGGGGUUAGGCUGGGUUUGUUUGGUUUUUUUUGUUUUGUCCUCAUGAGGCUUAGCAUCUAAGGGAGACAGGCAUGAAUUAACAGAAGUGGCAUUCUGGUAUCUGUCUCAGCCUCAUAUUCAUUUUAGUGUAAAUCAGUUUCGUCAAGUCUAGGUAUGACAAGGUGGGUCUUUGCACCUUCUAGCGAUGGGCAGCAUCCCACAACACAGUGGUCUAAUUGAGGUGCUGCACUAUGAGUCCUGCCUGUGUUAACCAGCCUUCCUUCAUGUCACAAUACUGCUGCUGGAUUUGCUUUUUACAUCUGCCUAUUGCACCUGACUUGGGCAUGGAUGAUAUGAGGUAAUAAAUGCUUUGAAAACCAUGAAGGGCCACACAAGUGCUAGUGUUAUUGCUGUGGGACAAGGUCUGGGAAUAUGAGAACCAGCAGCAGCAUGGGUGCAGCUGAGAACCAGAUGGUGAACAUCUGUCUCCAAAGUGCAACAUUCCUGAGCACCGGAUUUAUAAGGCAUUUCUUACUCGACAGAAUUGACUUCAUGGAAGGUAUGUAGUUUGACUUUGCCUUAGCCAUGUUGAUCAAAUAGGAGUAUUGUGCAUGCCGCAGCUAGACAGAGUCCUGGGCCCUUUAAAAACCUUGUCAGUGACUCCCAUUGCAGGCCCAGCGCAGUGGUUCACACCUGUAAUCCCAGCAUUUGGGAGGCUGAGGCAGGCAGAUCACUUGAGGCCAAGAGUUCGAGACCAGACUGGCCAACAUGGCAAAACCUCCUCUCUACUAAAAAUACAAAAGUUAGCCAGGCGUGAUGUUGGGUGCCUGUAAUUGCAGCUACUCGGGAGGCUGAGGCAGGAGAAUCACUUGAAUCCAGGAGGCGGAGGUUACAGUGAGCUGAGAUCAUACCACUGCACUCCAGCCUGGGCCACAGAGAAAGAACGGUGAUUCUUUCUAGCAGAAAUUAGCAGAGUAAGUGUUUUUGGAACAAUUGCUAAUGAAAAGAAGGAAAAACAGAAAAAAAAAAUUUUCUGUUUAUGGGAGGUGACUUAUUUCUCUAUCAAUCCUGUGAGUGAUUUAGCAUGGCAAUUCAUGAACACUGAGUUGUUUCCUUGCUCUGAUUGUCUGUUGCUCAAUGAAAUGGCUUUUAGCAGGGCUCAAAGGUGAAGCCAGAUUCUCCUGCACUAAUAGGAUAAGCAUGGAGACACCAGUGUUCAGUGUGGCCUCUGGUUGUCUGAAAUUUUGCUGUCAACUCUAAUACCUUGAAAGAAUUAGGUUUCCAAAGUGGGAUAUUGUGCUGCUGUUUGUGAUAUAGCAUCUAGACUUAGGAAAGGGCAGGAACAAUUUAAAAGCACAUCUGUAGGCACAAAGAGAAUUAUAAUAGAAAUUCAGAAUUCCUAGGCAUAUGACCUAGACUAAAAUGUCUUCAUAACUACAAAUGAAAUCAGGGUCAUUUAUAGUACAAACUACCACAGAAGUCAGUAGUUAGGGGAUGGAGAUAGAUAUGAAAAAAAAAAAAAGCAAACCCAGCCUAACUCCCAGGGAGGGAAGAGGGGCGACAGAUAUGCAGCUACACAAUGUUUUUACUAUCUUGAGUUCUUUUUACCCAGAUUCCAUAGCUAAAUCCAGAUGUAUUAAUAGGUAGAGACUACUUCAGAAAGGAUGAGACUAUUUUCUUGCUUAAUUAUCCACACAGUAAUUCAGAAAUGUAUAUUGAACACUUUUUAUAUGCCAGGCACUGCUGGGCACUGGAAAUAUAAAAGUAAGCAAAAAUGAAAAACUAUCCUGUCCUCCUGAGGCUUAGCAUCUAAGGGAGACAGGCAUUAGUCAACCCCGUGUGGCUGUGAAUCAGCCAUGAUGCUGAGUGCUACAAGAGAGGACUGUGCGGCUGGGAGGGCUUAUAACAGGAUUUGACCUAGUUAGGGAAGAUCUGAGGAAGUGAUGAAAGAAUGGAAAUCAAUAUGUAAGAGCUCACAAGUCAGAGUGAGAUGUUUCUUCCUAUACUGCCUGCUUCUAAUGAGCAUCCACUUCAUUGAACCACCUCUUCAUUGAGCCAAACCUACCAUACAGGGAUACAUUCUCUGGAGGAAAGUUGAGCAACUAUUGCAUUUGGGACAUUAGAGUAUGGGUGGGCUGACAGGUAUGUGUAUGUUUAUUAUCCAAGACAGCCAAGGUGUUUAUCCUGUUACAACAUCCCAGAGGACAGAGGCUCUUAUUUGUGACUCUUUUUUCUUACCUGUAACACCAGAGGCAUAACGUACAUCAUAAUGCUGCAUCUUGUUGACGCUUCAAUGCUCACAAUUCAAAGGUGAUUUCUGAAGCACUUUGUUACACUGGGGACAGCUCCUAAAUCCUCCCACUCUUUUUUUGCCUCACCUUGGAGUCUUGGGCUCUGUUGAUCACUGACUCUGCCAGGUCUUUCAGCAGGCAAGACAGCUCAGUUAAAUUGAGUUUGGACUCCACUGUAGUGCAUGCAUGAGACAGCACCCCCAAUCCCCAACACCCACACACAAACUUUAAAUAUUUGUAACAGAAUUGUUACCAUUAAUAUUGCUUAAAGGCUAACACAUUAGCCAGAACCUAGAUGUCUUCUGGAAAUUUUUUAUUGCAAUGUUACUUCAUCUACAUAAAGUUGUCCAAUCACUGAAACCUCCAACUGAAAUAAAUGGUAAGCUUUUUGUUCUCAA